UAUUAUAACACAAUUAUGGAUUUUAGUAAAAUAACAGAGAUUACUGAUGAGGAUAGAUCUAAAUUACAUGAUUUAUGUAAAUCAUAUCUAUCGGACAAAUGGCUGGACGUUAAAACCGAUGAAUUAAUUAUUAAACCGAUUGCCGCUGGAUUUGUUAAUAAGAUAUACUACUGUGCACUUCCCGACAAUGUCGACCAAACAGCCAAAGUUAUGGUACGAUAUGAAAAUGAGGAGAUCUCUAAAAUGGCCGGAAUCAACCCUGUUAGCACACUGUCCAUAGCACUGGUACUAUCGCUUAGUAAUAUAUCACCCGAUAUUUUAGGUGCUUUUCCCGGCGGUACUAUUAUUCAAUAUAUUGAAAGUCGCUAUUGGGAAAAGAAAGAUGAUUUUAACGACAAAUCGGUGGCACAAUUGGCACAAAAGUUGGCAAAACUGCACUCAACAACCACACCGAUUGCUAAACAGCCGCGCAAUUUGAAGGAAAUGUAUGAAAAGUUUGUCACUCAAGAGUUUAAGGAUGAGAUCCGAAAGGGAAUUAUUAGCAAACAGGCCGUCGACAGCAAUCUGAAGACAUUUCAAGAAGUGGAUGUAUUGGAUGAAUACAUCUGGUUAUUGGAUUUGGUGACCAAACAAAAAAGUCCUAUUGUUUUCUCGCACAACGAUUUUAAUCGUAGAAAUAUUUUAGUAAAAGACACAAUUGUUAACAACAAUCAAGAAUUAGAAAUUUAUUUAAUUGAUUUUGAUUGGAGUUGUUAUGGUAUGAGAGGUAUUGAUUUGGGCCAAUAUUUUUGCGGUUGGGCUCAAGUGGAGACCGAUUUCGGUGACGGCCCUAUUCCUACUGACCAACAAAUGUCAGUAUUUAUUGAUGCAUAUAUGGCCGAAAUGUCGCAACUGGUUGGCAAUGAUUAUCUAAAACAAGCGGUCAAUUCACGGGAAAAGGUCAUAAAAGAGGCCAAAAUCUUCACACUAUAUGCUUAUAUGAAAGAUGUUAUGUAUUUAGUGUUUUCAACGAUUCAAAGUAAAAGCACCGAUAAUUUGCCAAAAGCUGAAGUGAGAUUCAAUAUGUUUAUGAAUUUGAAAAAACAGAUUUUAAAAGAAUAUAAUAAUAUUAAUUAA
Oppia nitens is the source of this 1116-nucleotide messenger RNA. Its product is annotated as choline kinase alpha-like. Gene Ontology annotation, molecular function: ethanolamine kinase activity; choline kinase activity. The record is from RefSeq and is a predicted model, not a curated record. Gene Ontology annotation, biological process: phosphatidylethanolamine biosynthetic process; CDP-choline pathway. Lineage: Eukaryota; Metazoa; Arthropoda; Arachnida; Sarcoptiformes; Oppiidae. Bases 16 to 1116 code for a protein of 366 amino acids. Gene Ontology annotation, cellular component: cytoplasm. The transcript is spliced from 4 exons.